AUGUUCCCCCAGGGUCUACCGCAUACUCUUCCCAUUGAUGAGAAACAUUCUGACGAUUCUUGCUGUGAUGCUGUUACGAACACACAGGGUUAUCUCUGUUGCACUCAUCAGAUACACAAUACGCGUGACGUUCCUGCAAACAAACAAUUUAUGCGUUCCUCUAGUACUGCUAGUGACUGUUUGCUUGCACGUGAAUUGAUGAUCAUGCAUUUGAAUAACGAAAACCCACUUGUUUCACGGCAACAAAAGGAGGCGAGUAACAUAAUCCGAGGUAACUCACCUGCUGCAAAAAUUGAGCAGAAUGUUUCGACUCAAGUGUCCUUGGAAAACAUAAACUGUGCUGUAUAUGACAGAAACGUACUUUUGUCAGCAGUUCCUACAUCACGUCCACCGGAUCUCAUGACACACUGCUUCCAAUGUCGAGCACCCUCUUCAUUUACGAACAUAGGUGCCACAAGAGAGCUAGCCAAAACCUUUCUCCAUGAUCUUCCAGCUGUCACAGCCAACGCCAUUUCACCCGGUCAUUCCCUUUAUGGGCUUGCUUCGAAUUCUCCGUGCUACACACUUCAGUCCAAAAAAACACUCAGCCAAAACACUCCCAGCAGUCAGAUUACACAGUACAAGUUGCCACCAACUAACUUGUUUUGUGAAGCCGCUAUUCAACGCGAACAUGAAAGCAAGCAAGCAAAACUUAUUCAAAAUUUGGGUGUCAUAUGUCCAACAGUUCUGCACUUUGAGCACGAAUCAAAAUCAACGGAUAUCAGAAAUUUUUCACUCAACAAUGCUAAUAGUACUUUUGAAGCAGCACGCAAACUCACUGACCUGUCAUCGCAGCAACCUCUUUUGGUUUAUACAACAAAAGCUGAGCAUCCAAGCGAAAUGGCCUCCACAAAGGACUUGGAAGAUAUACAGAUCCGAUUCGAUCUGCUCUGUAAGCACCACGAACUUCUCAGAGAAGAUAUUAAGAAUAUGGAACUCAAGUUAUGCCCGCAAUUUUCAAAAAUUGAACUGGACUCAACGAUGUCCAACGCAAUAAGCCAAAAUCAAAUAAAUCAGGACCCAUUUGAAAGAGAAGCGGUUAAGCUUGAAAAGUCUCAUAACCAAAUUGUUAGCAUCGUCCAGCAUUUUCGAAGGAUUCGGCCCGAUCUUUUGGUCACUGGCCUCACUUCUUCAUUGGAAGAUUGGUUUGUUAGUAUACGGAGUUUCCGUCAAUGUGCUCAAGAUCUGUCCACUGUACUUAACAGCCGCUGUACUGAACUACAUAAUUCACUUCCAGUAUUUCUCAGAAACCUGAGGCAGGUGCUUUCCACGGCGAGAAGACAAACCAAAUACAUCAGAACCAGAUUGUGGGCUUUGAAUCAAAUGUACGAAAAUCCUGGCAGUCCAUCAUAUGAACAAGCUCUUCGCGUGCGUUCGGCAGUUAAAAAUGGACAAUUUUUUUCGAUCAUGCUGAAUGGCCUGUAUCCUACUUUCAGGAGACAGGGGCGUCUGCAUCUUCGUCAGGUGAUCAUCUUAGGUCAUGAACCAGUACAGUAG
Opisthorchis viverrini is the source of this 1536-nucleotide messenger RNA. RefSeq lists its product as hypothetical. Bases 1 to 1536 code for a protein of 511 amino acids. The transcript is spliced from 7 exons. The record is from RefSeq and is a predicted model, not a curated record. NCBI's taxonomy places the organism in Eukaryota, Metazoa, Platyhelminthes, Trematoda, Opisthorchiida, Opisthorchiidae.